AUGUCUGAACUUAAUGUCUCCCUUGGUUACUUUCUUGCUGUUGUGGCGUUUGGUGCAGCCUUCAGAGUACUUUUCAGGAAAUGGCCUUGUUUGAGCUUUGCAGCAGAGUUCCCAGCCUCAUUUGUGCUGGUGGCAUUCUGGCUGGAGGUGCAGACCAUUAUAGAGGUGGGCGAGUGGGCAGGGGGACUAGGAUCAGACGUGACUCUAACCAUACAGUUUGUGGUGCUGCUGACCCAUGGUGUGAUAUGUGCUGGAGCCACUGGAAACCCCUCCCUGACUCUGAUGAAUUUCCUGCUGCUGGAGACCUCUGCUUUGCCCACUCUGCUGGCUCUGGCUGCUCAGUUCCUGGGGGCACACCUGGCCCUGCUUGUAGCUGGUUACUACUGGGCAAUGGAGCUCAAUGACAUGCAUAUAAUUAAGAACCUGCUGUUAAGGGAGUGCAGCACAGCCCUGCGUGUCUCCCUGGUGCAAGGGGUCUUUUCUGAGUGUGUGUCUGCAUUAAUCUUUUAUCUGAUAUACCUCAGCCUGAGAUGUCGCUCUGCGCUGAUUCGGGUGCCUCUCUUUGCAGCUGUGCUAACCCUUCUCUCCCAUGCAGGUAAGUAGACCAUGAUGACAACCAUCAUGCCUCAAACAUAAAGACAUUUCAGUAGAAAGAUAAUCAUUAAAGUUGCGUAGGCCUAUAUGCUGUUUUCAUUGUGUUAUAUUUGUUUGUCAGGGCAAAAUCUGUUUUGCAGAUUUCUGCAUCACGAUCAGAUAACGUAUCUUUCUAUGCAUUUCAGCCAGUGGUUAUACUUCAGCUUUCCUGAACCCCUCCCUGGCCUAUGGCCUUACCUUCUACUGUCCUGGGUUUACCUUUACGGCAUACUCAGUGGUCUACUGGCUUGGGCCCAUUAUUGGUAAGUCAAAUCAGAAUUGUUCAUUAUAUACAAACCCCUAAUAAAAGUCUACCAAUAGACAAAAUGUAAUUGCCAAAGGUAAUGUGUGAAACAGGCAUUAUGCAUGACAAUGAGGCAUAAUUGCUUAUCAAGCUGGUAAUACAGAUAUCCUCUUUUCAGGAAUGACCCUGGCCCUUCUCCUGUACAUGGGCCACAUUCCCAGGAUUUUUGCAAAGAAUCUGCUAUAUUCCCAGAAGACCCACUUACAGGUGCCAAAGGGGGAGGGCGAUAAAAAGAAAAUGUGA
Messenger RNA from Coregonus sp. 'balchen', 1180 nucleotides. The record is from the annotation of a GenBank genome assembly. NCBI's taxonomy places the organism in Eukaryota, Metazoa, Chordata, Actinopteri, Salmoniformes, Salmonidae.